Cavenderia fasciculata is the source of this 453-nucleotide messenger RNA. RefSeq names its product glycine cleavage system H-protein (gene gcvH1). The record is from RefSeq and is a predicted model, not a curated record. The transcript has a single exon. Gene Ontology annotation, biological process: glycine decarboxylation via glycine cleavage system; protein lipoylation. Lineage: Eukaryota; Evosea; Eumycetozoa; Acytosteliales; Cavenderiaceae. Gene Ontology annotation, cellular component: glycine cleavage complex; cytoplasm. Bases 1 to 453 code for a protein of 150 amino acids.
AUGUUCUCUUCAACCAUCACCAAAGUAUUACGUAACAAUCAAGUUCGUUCAGCUCUCGUCUUCCCAGUAAGAAGAUACUCGACCCUCAGAUACUCAACCUCCCACGAAUGGGCUAGAAUGGACACAACAACCACUGCUACUGUUGGUCUUUCAGAGUUUGCUACUAAAACCCUUGGAGACAUUGUUUACAUUGAACUCCCAGUUGUAGGUAAGAAGCAUGCUGUUGGAGACACAAUUGCUGUUGUUGAAAGCACCAAGGCUGCCUCUGAGAUCUAUGCUCCAGUCGCCGGAGAAAUCACAUCUGUCAACAACGAACUCGAGGGCUCACCAGAAGACAUCAACGAAGAACCAACUGGAAAUGGUUGGAUUUGGAAAAUGUCAAAUGUAAACAAGGCCGAUUUCGACAAAUUGAUGGAUGAAGCUGCUUACAAAAAGUUUACCGAAGAACAAUAA